AUGCCUGAACGCAUGUAUGAGUUUGGAAUUAGGAGGAAGGUAUGUAAAACGUUCAAGGAUAUGAAAGCCCUCCUUAAAGAUAAAUGUUCUAAAGAGACUGACGUUUUUCAAGCAAAAAGGGUAUGACCGUAAACCUUAUAUUUUUCUAAACGUAAAACAUUUCUCAGCUGAGGCAUUAUUCCUUUCCUGUAUGCGACGCCGUCAAAUAAAAACUAGGUGAUGUGUUUUAUUUUUCUCCCAUGCAAAUAAUAAAGGCCAGGCGACAUAACUAUUUAAGGUAGAAAAUGUUACAUCACGGUAGUAAAAUGAUAUCUAGGAAGAAAAUGUCACAUCGCCCAGAAUUGCGACAGGUACUUACAGUGCGCAGUUUCUCAAUGUGCGGCAUAAUAACUGAAUAAAUAAGCUUUCGGAAAGCCAGCUAAAUACCGACUACUCUCGUAAAAGAAUCGGUAGCUAAUCACCGUACCGGUUUAAUGCGUAAAGUGUAUUAGAUCUGCAUGACUGCGUGCGACGGCCAGACAAAUAUUUGUCAAAUGGCAAAAGAAAUGAGCGGAACACUUACCUCUAUUUCAUCGUGGCCUUUCAGUUUCGUAAACCGGUCAAAGCAGCUCAUAUAAAAGACGCACUCUUUUACUCGAUCGGUUUCCUUUGCGUUGGUCGCGGAGUUAAAAAUAAUAAAGAGUUUUUCUCAGUUUGUAAGACGAAGGAGGUGAAGUAAAUGCUAGAAAGAAUAUUAUUCUCUCUUGGUAUAUGACAUUUCAUUUGAACAUCAACGAGUCGGUUAACAUUUAAAAAGCUAGCGCCGCGUCUUUCUUAAUGCUUGAGGGAACAUUGUCUGAGAUAAUUAUUCAAAUUUUGAUCCGUUUCAAUUCAUUAAUAUGCAGGCGGGAGUUUCAAACUAAGCCGCGCGUGUCCUCGGAAUUUACGAACGUAAGCAAGCAGGACUACUGUUAGAAAUCGACGAAAAGCCAGAACUUCCCAACAACGUAAUCGCACCAAACUUUCAGAGAGUCUUCCUUAGUGGUCAAACUAACAUAGCCAUAUGCUGACGCAUGAACAAAGUGACUUGCCGAACAGAUAUUUAGUCUCAAACGUGACCUCCCAUACAAAAUAGUGACUAAAGUAGCCGAUUUUCAAAGCGAAAAAGCCAGAACUUCUACAAGGUCUACAAAGUCACCAGUGGUCUUUUAUUUUUUAUUAACGUCUCUUCUUCAAAAUCAUAUGCUGACACUAAUAAUUUUUAUAUAGUUUAGCCGAAAAAGUGUAAAACGUGAGCCACUCUGAACAGUUUUAGCCGUUUUUUCUUUGUUUUGGCCUCGGCUCGCUGAUCAUCGUUUCAAAUUUGGCGCUCGGAGUGCACUUAAAGUUCCCGGACAUGUCGCGUGAUUCUAGGAGGGGGGGCAUAUCACGGUAGUAAAAUGAUGUCAAGGUAGAAAAGGUCACAUCACGGCAGUAAAACGAUAUCAAGGUGAAAAAUAACAAUAAUUGUUGGAUUCUUUGACAGUAACAUUUCAUAGGACAUGUUGCGCCAUAUUAAACAUCACGUUAACAAAUGAUUUUGAAACAAACGGCGCGCCAUUUGGGGCACAAAAUUGUAAUAUGUUCCCUCAUCGAGAGUCUUCCUCACUUAGUUUAAAAUGUAACUAAAACAAGCUUACCUGCAUCGAUGUUAAGUUUUUCUUCGAUAGCUUACGUUUAGGUCGGUUUGUCCAGCUCCGCAAAUAUUCUCCAAUAGCAGAUGUGGCCCUCCGAGUUGUCUUCUUGCUUUUUUUGCUAUGUUUUUCGCCAUUAUUUCGCCUAGUCCCAGCUGUUUAUCUUACUCUUGAAACGAGUGAAGUGUCCGCCAUUUUACUUUUUAGAACGAAAACAACUCAAUCUCGUCCCCAGGUCUUCUCGGUUAACGGUGCAUUAACCUGUAGAAGGCUGCAUUUUUGACGUCAUUUCCUCGUUAAACACAAAAUUCUUCCAAAUUUGGUCAUCAGUAACUGGUUAUGGUGAAUUAUGCGUGUGCUUUUAGCCAAUCAGAAUUGGGGAAAUAUUUUAAAUGAAUAAUAAUACAGUUUAUUGAGAUAUACUAAUCUAGCAGCGUAGCACUGACAAAGUUUUUAAAAUAACUUCGCUUGUAGCUAAAACCGCCGGCCAGUAGGUUAUGCAAAAUGGCCACUGGUAAAAAGAAAAGCAUCGAUGAAUUGAACAUGAAGGAACUGACUAAAGUGAUGGACGUUCUUGGUGUAUCAGACGAAAUGGUGGAGAACCUUAGCGACGCGAGGUCUCGAGUAAGAUCCGCCUUAAAUGCGGUCGAAAAGACGUCGAACUCAUGGUCACCAGGAGAGGUAAGGUAUUUCAGUGUAAGUGAAGGUUUCAGAACCGUAAGGAAUUUGGCCGGGGUUCAUGAGUGUCCUUCAAGAGGAGCGGCAUUUCGUGAUUGCUUUGAUGGAAGCUAUGCGACGUUAAACCGUUAUUGCCUAAGACCUAAGGAAACUGGCUGUAAAAUAACAGUAUUUAUUUCAUUUAUGUACGGCCCCAAAAGACACAAAACUGUUUGUUUUGCUGGAAAUUUCAUUUUCUCGUUUAAAGGUUACACCCGUUUCAUGUGCUUUUAAUUCUUGAAUUAUGUUUGGCAAAAGCUCGAUGUUGAUUUGGUUUGGCAAAGUGAAUUAAGUUUGACGAUGUCUGUCGUACUAUAUGAAUCUGCAUGGUAUGGCAGAGUUUAAACUUCGUGCUCAGUUAUGCCGUGUCUAAAUAAAUUCAUAAGUUUGGAAAUGUUUUUUCGAAUAUCAUUGUAUUUUGUUUUUGCUUCAUUUACCACGGACUUAAAACUAGUACCUACAUAAUUAAGUUCCACUCUGGCACGAAGUCUGUUUUAAACUCGUACUAAUUCUUGCUCCUGUUGAGCGCAUGAAAUUAAUUACAAUAGCUCAUCUGAGUUCGGCAAGACAAAAGCACGACGUAUGAACUGUGCAUUACAUUUAUAUAUGUGCGUUUACAGCACUCCAUGAAAGCUCUAUUUUCUUUCUCGGAAUAUCGACCUGACUAGCCGCAGGCUCGAUUUUAGGACCACGUUAACGUUCUUUGAAUAUUUGGUGCUGGUUAAAAUCACCUUUGGUGUGCAUCUUUUGUUGCGAAUAGACAGCGUCAUUAAGAAUCUUUUUAAGGUCCUCAACACAUACAAAAAAAGGUCAGUUCACCUACGUUUGAACAGUAAGAGGUACAAGGAAUUCAAUUUGCUGUAUAUUUUGUUAUUUUCCAUCUUUCGUUGGGCAUCGUGGCCUAUCAACUCUGCUAGGUUAGCCUCGGCGUGGCACGCGCAAAAAUGGGAGGGGAGGGGGAGAGAGAAAAGCGCGAAAAAUGGUUGAAGAAUAAACAUGUGCUUCAUGUUAAAUUCUUUUUGACCAAACUUUGCUUUGUCUAAGUUGUUUAUCGGUUUCAUUAAGCGUCUUACGAUUGUGACUUUCUCUGUGAGAAAUUCAAAUUCGCUUUGUUCUUCAUUUUAGAUUCAAUUAGGCGUGAGCAAUUUUACAAUAUUAUUGUUUAAAAACAAUUUUUCGAAGAAACGUAUAAAGGAUUGUUUUUAUUAAAUAAUAUCAUCACCCAGGAACAAAACUAGUCGCGUUCGUCAGAACGCAUCCUAACGUGGUGUUUCUGUGGCACUAAGGCAGAAAUUUUCGAGCUUUCAGGAACGACUGCAAAUUAGCUGCCUCUAUUAACUUUAUCAGGGGCACCUCGGCCGGGAAACUGGACUCCCCUUCGAGUCGAUUUCGUUUCCGUAAUUUUUCCGUAAGUGAUGAAUGCGGAUCCAUAAUCAAUAAUAACCUCCAGUUACUUCAAACAUUAAUUAAUGCAAUACCACUCACCAUCUAGCGCCAAUGGAGAACUCAUAUAUCUGGAGACGCUGCCUCGAAAAUAAUUUUUCUUGCAUAUUUAAGUAUACCUGGAUUUUUGAAAACCCGCGGGUUAGCAAAAAUAGCAACUCAUUCUACUACAUGGCAAUUUAAAACAAUAAAACUCAUUCAAAGGCCGACUGAAAUCCUUUAUCUGACGCCGGGCAGUAAUUUGAUGGUCCCUAGAAGCAUUCCAACGACUCCAAAUUUAAAAUGACGCAAAUUUUAGAACAUUUAUUCAGUAAACUGACUUCACGAAGUUUCAAACCGGUGUCAUUUCCGUCUAGAAAUUUUUGAGUUGAGUGAACUGUAGCGAAAGAGUGCCUGGUUAAGGCUUACAUAACAACUUAAAUAGUUAGCAAAACACUACUUUUUAGCGGUUCGAUAAACAACAGGAUUCCGCAUGGAAUAGACAACAAACUGAAUGAAACGUAGUGUACAAUUUAUCACUUUCUUAAUUAUCUGCAAAAAUCGGCCUCUGGUUCAAUGCCAUUAGAACCUGCUGAAACUAGACCUAGAUCCAAUCUUCCUGAGUCGAGAGUCGCUUUUCCAAGGUACAAUCAGCUUAGCUAAACACCGACGAAACAAUAUUAAAUUUAUGAACAGUUUUUAUUUUAUUCCAUUUGUUUGGUAGAAAAGAAUCCUAUUUUUCUUGCAAGAACUGGUCUCCGACUGGAAGCUUAUUCACAUGAUAUUAUCCAUUGUGAAACCGAAAGUCUUCCGCUUUCAUCUCACCGAUCACGUGACAAUUAAACGUUAAUGGUAGGAGCAAGAUCACCAAUAGAGCGGAUUCCUUGAGUUAGUGUGCACUUCUUUGUCCCAUUUUUCCAAUAUAAAAGAACUUUUCAAAUUAAAAAUAAAGGAAAAGAAGGCUUUAGUAUACAACACCCAGGCAUUUUUCCUAAUAACUGAACAGUUUCCUUAUAAUGAAAGCAAACAGAGCGAGGUGACACCUGAGGUGAAUUCGGCUAUCUUAUGCACGUCCACUCAAAGUGAUCAUAUUGAUCAUAUUGAGAUACAUUGUUUUAUACAAUACUGUCGAAAUUGAAGUGAUUCGGCUAUUCCGAAUCAACCGGUAUAACCCCAUAUUCAAUUCCAGUGAAGUUGUCUAACCUGAAAUUUUCCCAGUACUUUGAAACAGUUUUCUCGGAAAAGAUCACCCGAUUCUGGCACCACACCAGUCUGGUGCACACUUUCCUUUUGAAAAUUUUAAUGUACUUUUAUGGCUCUAGUAACACUCUGAUAAUGCCGGAAAAUACUUACUUUACUCUUUUCAGGCUUUUUCCAUUUUGUCGAAGGCCAAAGAAGAAGAUGACAUUAAAAGACAGGCCUUGCUUGGCUUUUACGCCGAAGCCCAAGACAUUCUGAGUAAAAUGGACGAACCGAUGUUAACUUUACUUCAGAGGCACACAAAAAAUGUGAAAGAAAUUUUGGAGUGGCACGAAAAGCAGCUGAAGCAGACGCAGUACUUUCUUCUUGUGUCUGGUGAAUGAUUCAUCCCCUGAAAACAGUGUUCUGUUUAUUAGCUAUAAGUUUCAUAUCUCAUGACGAUUUUUCCUGAGUUGCACUCAGCCAAAAGCUAAAUAUAGAUCACAAAUAAUAUGUAAAUUAAGCCAAGCCACUAAAAGUAGAUGCACCCGCACAUUACUGAACGUUAAUUUGAAAGAACAGUGCUUGUCAUCGACAGUAAUUUGAAUACAGUCAUGUUUUACGAGAAAAAUCACAUUUCCCCCCAAUUUUUUCCCGUUAAGUAGUAAGUUAUCUGCAUUUGAAUAGCGCAAAUGUUUACGGGGAUAAAUUGUCUACUAACGUAUUAAGUUGUUUUGGCAUCAUAUUAGUUAUCUUGUCCAAAAAGCUGCAAAAAGUUACCACCAAAGCCCUAAAAUAACGAACCCUGAAAGUAAGUAUCCCCAAAAUAUGCGACCGACCGUAUGGCUGCUGCUUGCGAAGUUAAGCGUAUCGAGGAUGGUAUAAUUAUUUUCAGUUUCGGAACUAUUACGCUAGAUGAGUGUCAAUACGACUGAGAACGACUGAAAUUUCAACUCUGAUCUGUUGUUUCAUGUCUCAAAUAAAAUCAAGGUUAAAAAAUAUUACCGACAUUCUUCCUAUUAAGUCACCCGCAUUUGAUGUUUUAAAGUCUGCAACGCUCAGCUGCUUCUGGUAUGUUAAGAGGGUGAGACUCCUGCUUGCUAUAAUGAUGGGGACUCCUACUGCUGAAAACAUCUGGUACAAUGCAUAGGGGAAGUCUCUCUCAAAGCCCAUUUGUCUCGUCACUCAACGCUUCUUCCAAGGGAGGAUAUACCGUAUUUAUUCGAUUGAACGUCUCGGCCUUUAUUCAAUUUUUAGCGUUUUCAAUGUGGCGUUUAUUCAAAGAUGGCGUUUAAUCAAGGGCGGUAACGGGUUUGAAAAUAUUAUGUAAUUUAAAGGUUCCAAUGUCUCUCUUAUUUUGCUGAGAUAGAAUCGUAGAUGUCUGGAUGGUGUAAAUUACCAAGUUGUAUAGCCUGUGUACAGACGCCCCCCAUCCCUCAGAAAAAAUCGGGAGAUUUUUUCUGAGGGAAGGGGGACGUCCGGUCACAGGCUACAAGUUGUACCGAGGUUUCUCUUAUUCUCCUUGAGUAAACGUCGCAAUCUCAUUAGGUGCUCGGUUUAUUCGAGGACAGCGUUUAUGGAUAAUUUUGCUUCCAUCUGCGGCGUUUGAUCGAGAGCGGCGUUUAAUCGAAUAAAUACGGUAAGGCGGGGAGGCGGCCGUUCUGGCAAAUGCUUCCAAUAGGAUAGUUCCGUUUUGGGUGCCAUAAAACGCCAUCCAAUUUACUGGGUACCGCACUGGCGGACUGGUCGUUUUGGUAUUUUUGCAGGUGAAACGUCCUCUGGUAAAAGCAGCUUGGUGAAUCUUAUUCUUGGAGAGGAGAUUCUGCCGUGUUGUACCACCGUCACAACGUCCACCAUUUGUGAACUGAAGUAUGGAGAGAGACGUGCAAUGGUGGUGCACUUUAAAGACAAGGAUCCUGAAACAGGAGAGACCACUAAACACAUCCCACUUGACGAACCUUUUGAAGAAAGUAGUUGUCGUGAGCAGAUCUCGACUUUUGUUCACAAGAAAGGUUCAUCGUUUAAAAAGGUUGAACUUUUCUGGCCUCACGAUCUUUUACAGGUGACUAUAAUAAUCUAAUAGGACUGAGUGGAGUCCAAUUCUAUCUGUAAUCAUAACUAUAACAAAAUUGUCAAAUCUGAUUGGCCAUCAACUGCCCUGAUUUCAGCCUUAAAUGGACAGUUUAAUAGGACAGUACGCGUCAUGCCUAAGUAAUUGGACAGUACGCGCCAUGACGCGCGCGCUUAAAUGGCUUUUUUCACUGCUAGCAAAACAAAAUUUCGAAUUUCUUGUGUUUUGAUUUAACAAAUAGCCUAUCAUAUCACAAAUUUUGUUAAAGUUAUGAUUAAUUGGUAACAGAACUUCAUGUCAUCCAAUUCGGUCUGUAAUCAUACUCGUGAUUAAACAAAUCGGACUCCCGCUACGCGGUCGUCCGAUUUUGUCAAUCACUCACUGGUGCGCGCGCGAUGGUGCUUCUGUCCUAUUACAAUGCACCUAUUAAAAUGCUAAAACUCAAUCAAGGCAUGAGGCUUUCUUAGAAAUUUCUACAACUGCUAAGAAUUUGUAAAAAUUUUGACUUUCAAGGGAUAUACUAUUUUUUUAAUGGAAUGCUCUGAAUUCUGAACACCUUGUAAAAAAGCAGACUUGCGGCGCAGCCAUAUCUUUAGUUGUUUCGAAUGCGGAGAGAGAUUUUUUUAGUCGCCCACUUGCAGGCUUACCCCCGGGGCCCAGUUGUUGAAACGCUGGUUAGGGCUAACCCGGGGUUAAAUUUUAACCCGGGUGGCUUUUUCUAUUUAUCAAAAGCAUUCUCUUGGAUAAUUUUCUCUAUUCUUUUUAGAGUAUCCAAUCAUCACAUUGUAGGCAAAGUGAAUUAAACGGAAUUUGCUCUUUGGGCCCUCAUACCUGAGUUCAAAUUUCGCACUAACCCUGGGUUACGAUAACCCAGCUUCGAACAACCCGGCCCAGAAGAUUUCUUGCUCUCAGUUGCUUUUGCCCCACUAAGGCCUAUUUGAGUUUUCCCUCGUUCUCAAGAUAGAAUUAAUUAACUGGUCUAAGAUGUUCUAUACCCUCGUUCUCAAGAUAAAAUUAAUUAACUGGUCUAGGAUGUUCCGUACCCUCGUAUCCUGGAAAUUUCUUUACUUGAUACCAUCCUCAGGUAACUUUUGUUACUGAAUUAUAGAAAGGAAUAGUGAUAAUUGACGGCCCUGGUGUCGGAGAAUCUGACGAAAUGGAUGAAAUGGUGAUUCAGUAUCUGCCUGAAGCCUUUGCGUUUAUAUAUGUCGCUAACGGUUCAAAUGCAGGUGGAGUUCAAAAGGACAGAGUGAGUACCUGGAUCAGAAUGUGAGUCCGUUCCAACAGUUUAUACAAAUGUUAAGGGUAUUCAUGCUAUCGGAUAUUAUAAGAAAAAACGAAAUAAUUUUAGUCUGGUUGAAAAGAACUGACGGCCGAUUCCUAAGGAAAUUUCCAUAAAAACGCGUGGAUUAUGAAACUUGAAAAAAAUAAAACUGGAUUCCAUUCGGAAGGGUGGCCUCUUAAGUUCAAAAUCCAUUUUUGGAUUUAAGUAAAAAAAACGUACGAUCAUUUUUGGAUUCAACAAUACAGAUUUAGAUUUUUCUAAAGAAGCAAACGCAGGCAGUACCACAUUUUCAUUAAAGACGUCAGUUAUCGUAAAUUCGAAUUCUCUAAUUUGCGCCCGGGGCGCUUAUUUAAUUUUCUAAGGCGAGAGGGAGGCGCUUACUUCGUUUAGCAAUUUUUGGCCUCAAAAUGACACUAUCUUUAUUUCUAGUUAACCAAAACUGUCACAUGUAAAGCAAGCACUUAUGUGCUCACAUGGAUAUUUCUAUCAAGGAAAUGAGAAGUAGACCCGUACGACUUUGAAGAACAUUUAUUUUGUACUAUUACGAAUGUCACGUUCAUAAAGUACCGUAUACGUCUCGUAUAACGUACCGAGUGUUGAAGCUCGUUAUUUCUCGGGAAGGGGGGGCUUAUUUGAAGGGGUGCGGUUAUCCCAGAUUUUAAACCUUGGGAGGGGCGCUAAUUCGAGAAUUUACGGUAAUUUACUUAGUAUAGCUAUAUAGCUUGGGUGUUGGCUAAAUAAGAAAAUGCGAACGCCUAAGGUUUUGCAUCAACUUUUUUCCCGAGGGCUCUUCUAGAAAAAAAACAAAACAAAACAAAGAAAGGAGCACUCUAUGCUAAUUCGGAAUAGCUUCUAUUUGGCUGACUGUUUUAGAAUGGUACUUUUUAAGGGCCACGUCACAUAGUACGGUCCACGCCCAGAUUGACCUCCAUUUGCAGUGUUAUUCCAAUUUUCCGUUGAACUUCUCCCCCCAUUUCAACGAAGCUCUCUCAGGAAAAAUUUUAUUGCCCUCUUGUUGUCAACUUUUCCUUCAUAACUAUAAUGAUGAUAUCUCACAGCUUGCAAAACUACUCCAAAGCGCAAGGGACGUGUUAAUCGAUGUAACAGGAGAAAGAAGAGAGGAUUGUGGAUUAUCGCUAGCCAUACAGAAACAUCUGUUAUCCAAGUGUGCUUUGUUUGUGUGCAACAAAUGGGACUACGUCCCGGACAAAGAUGUGCCAAUCGUUAAGAAUGAAGUUAUAGAGAAACUCAAAAGGGUCUGGCCUGGUGUUGAUCCCGAUUCACAGAUCAUUUACAUGUCAACCACGAAAGCUAGUUGUGCUCAAAGCCUUGGUGUUAUCUCCAUAGAAUUUUCAUCGUUAAUGGAAAGACUAAGGUCAUUGGUCUUGCAGAGUAUCGAAGCAAAGCUGGAACUUCAUUGGGAGUAAGCAUUAUUGUGCAUGUUUUAAUUUUGUCCAUCACCACUGUGAAACUUAUGGACGGGUGUUAAUAUAUUCAUUGACGAGUAAAGAGUAGUCAGAAGACAAUUCUUAUGGACGAAAAUAACGUGAAACUAGUUAUUUUUGGUGUAAGUAAAGAACAACUUCAAAGUCAUUCUUGAAGACAAGAAAAGGGUCUCGUAGCACAAAUUCACGUUUGCCGUAAACGUGUCUCUAAAUCUCUCUAAUAUCAACAGAAGACUGGAUCACGAAUUGAAAUAUUUAUUUGUUUUAGAUGGCUAUACAAACUUUUUUCAAGGAUUUUCAUUCAAGCAAAAGUGUUUGCGGUAAACGCUUCCAAGAGCCCCGAGGAAAUCAGGGAGAGACUGGACAAAAUUUUUAAUCGCUUAGAGGGGAAUCAAAAAGAUCAAGAUAAAGUGAUAAAAGACCCCCGCCAAUCGGCUCGCUAUCAGCCUUUGUUCUAUGUGGCAAAACAGCACAGGGAUCAACUGGCAAAAUUUGGCUUAAGCGAGGUUUGUGCUGUAAAAAUCGAUCGCGAGGAAUUGGAGUGGAAAGAAGAAGCAUCUUCUUGCCUUGGCCGUGGAGCAUUUGGUGCCGUUUACCAAGGAACAAUGAGAAGAGAUGGAGAGGUAACAACAGUAGCAUUGAAGGUGUGGGAUGAGGCGCUUGAUGCCGCAAAUGCAAAAGAAAUCAUGGAGGAGAUAAAAAAUUUGAGGUAAUGAUUGUACACUCACUAGUCCGGAACAUACCACCACUUAUAAACUUUUUUUUUAGUACAGUCACUUGCCUGUCAUAUGCAUGUUCCUCGGCAGUAUCAUUGAUAAUAUGUUCAAGUUUCCUUGCAGAUUUUCCUCGAAAAACAGUUGAAAUCUAUUGUCCGACGAGUGUUAUUUUUGUGUAUUUUUGCAAUCACUUUGAGUCCGUGAAAGUUUAGUAAUUCGGCUCGUUUUUCGAUUCUUCUACAGCAGCUGUCGGUGAUCUCUCGCAACAGUUCGGCUGCCGCGCCACUAUCCUAGGUGACGUCAGUCGUGGAUAAUUUUUGUUGAUAUUCCCGCCAUCAGUUAUGAGUGACGUCAAUGAUAAACUACAGUGGAAAAUCGAUAUACCGAAGGGCCAAAUAACUGGCAACAUGUGGUAUUAAUAUUAAUAAUAAUAAUAAUAAUAAUAAUAAUAAACUAAUUAAUUUAUAAUUAUCAAUCUUCGUCUUUUCUGUUAAUUAGAGUGCUAAACCACCCUCACAUUGUGAAGUUUUAUGGCAUAUUACUGGACAAAGGAACUUCAAAAACGGCUUUGGUCAUGGAAAAGUGCAAAGGAAACUUAAAGACCCACAUCUUUAGUGGUCCAGAGUCAGUUCCUGGCAAAUCUGAAAACCCCGCUGUCUUCAAAGACGUAUGCCGUUGUGCAAAAGAGAUCACCGAUGGUUUGGCUUUUAUGCAUGCGAAGGGCGUUGCGCACCGGGGCCUCAAGCUGGAAAACAUAUUGGUACUAAUCGUAUAACAAUAAAUGCAUAGAUACGUUUCUGGCCUGUGUAUAGCCGCCCCCUCCCCUCAGAAAAAAAAUUGGAGAAGGGGCGUCUGUGAUUCAAUGUUGCUCAGAAACAUCGUGCAUGGCAAUAAUUUUGCAUAAAAGCCCUUACAAACCCUUAUUGAAGGAAAAGAUCCAUGAUCUUAUGCAAGCCUUACCACUGGAUACGGAAAGUUAUUAGUUUGAAAUAAAGUGUCGACAGGUCAGACGCAACUCAUUAGCCUGUGAGAGAGCCUGUUCACAGGCUACAAAUCAUAAGCUGGUGAUAGUGUGAAACGUGACCUUAACGUUUGGUCGAGCAACAGAGGUUUUCCUCCUUUACUCUCUCAGGGGCACCCAGCGACUUUUUUCUGUAAAAUAACUAUUCGAAGGAGAAAAUAUUGCCUAGAAAUUUCUAAAGCUUGAGAAAAGCUAAAGAUUUCUGGAUAACCGUUCCAUACGUCUAAAAUAUUCGGAGUUUUUGUAAUAGCUAAACUACGAUUUUCGGAGGUUGUGUUAUUCACAUUUUAAUACCAAAGUAUUGCGAUUAAUGUUAAAAAAGUUCUCCUAAAACAAAACGUCCGCUAUAAUACGGGUUGCACAGGUGAAAAUUCGUCCUUUAAAAAUUUGUCCGGACGCGUGUAAACCAGACUCGUACCCAGUCGCUAUUUAAGUGUUUUUUUCGGGUGAGAGAAGAUUGGGGAUUAGGUUGAGGCGCGCACGGGGUAAUCCCCCCAAUCUUCUCUCACCCCAAAAAACACUUAAAUAGCGACUGGGUACGAGUCUGCGUGUAAACGGCGUCUCAGAGAAAUAAAGAAAAAAGUAUAGUUAGUGCGCUCUUCUAAAAGUUUAUAUUCCUUGACCCAUUAAAGCUGACUGACGAAAAUACAGUGAAGAUUGCAGACGUAGGCCUGGCUAAAGCAGUAAUUCUCAUCACUGGUACCUAUGUGGGAACACCUGUUUAUAUGGCACCGGAAGUGUUUCAUUCCCAAGUGUACAACACCAAGGCAGACAUCUACAGUCUGGGGCUGUUAAUGUGGGAGAUGUGGUACGGACAGAGAGUCUUUGUUAACGUUGCAGCAACAACACUUCAAGAUUACUUUGAUUGGGUCGAUAAAGGAAACCGUCCAGUGGACAGGCAGGGCUGCAAGAAGCCUCCAUCCUUCUGGUGCAAGCUGAUGAGAGAGUGUUGGGACAGUAAUCCAGAGAAACGCCCCACAGCAAGAGAAUGUAACCAAAGAAUAGUCGGGGACUGA
Molecule: messenger RNA, 12524 nt
Organism: Porites evermanni
Lineage: Eukaryota; Metazoa; Cnidaria; Anthozoa; Scleractinia; Poritidae
Source: the annotation of a GenBank genome assembly